Molecule: messenger RNA, 2365 nt
Organism: Ipomoea nil (Japanese morning glory)
Lineage: Eukaryota; Viridiplantae; Streptophyta; Magnoliopsida; Solanales; Convolvulaceae
Product: probable inactive receptor kinase At1g27190
Exons: 1
Coding region: 200-2053 (617 amino acids)
Biological process (GO): protein phosphorylation
Cellular component (GO): plasma membrane
Molecular function (GO): ATP binding; protein kinase activity; protein binding
Source: RefSeq, a predicted model, not a curated record
CUGAAAAUAUGAGAGUGAAAAGAUAAAUCAAAAACUCAAAAAAGAAACUGAAAACAGUUGAAAGCUACAGUCUUCCCCCCAACCACUCCACACUUCAGUCACUUCAACCCUCACUCGCAUGCUUUUUCUCAUCCAUUUCCGUUCCUAAAACUUCGCAAUCUUCUCUCCUCCGCGCUCCGCCGCCACCGCCGCCGUCACAAUGGCUGCGACAACCGCCUUCGUCCUCGUCCUCUUCUUCUUCCUCGACGUGAGCCUCGCUUUCGCUGCCGCCUCAACGGAAACCGUCGUUCCAGAGGACGACGUGCGGUGCUUAGAAGGCGUCAAAGCCGCGCUCUCCGAUCCGCUCAAUAAGCUCGGUGCGUGGUCGUUCUCCAACGACUCCGCAGCUUCAAUCUGCAAGCUCGACGGGGUUUCCUGCUGGAAUCAGAAGGAGAAUAGGUUGAUUUCUAUCCAGCUACCGGCGAUGUCGCUCUCCGGUUCGCUCCCUGCUUCUCUCCAGUUUUGCCGCUCUCUCCAGUCUCUGGAUCUCUCUGGUAACUCACUUUCUGGUUCUAUUCCUUCGCAAAUCUGUGUCUGGCUACCUUACCUUGUCUCCCUUGAUCUCUCUGGUAACUCCUUCUCCGGCGCCAUCCCUCCUGAUCUCGUUAACUGCAAGUUUUUGAAUACUCUCGUUCUCAACAAUAAUCAGCUCUCCGGUGAGAUUCCCUACGAGAUCGGACGCCUGGAGAGACUCAAACGUUUCGCCGUCUCGAACAAUGAUCUCUCCGGGACGAUUCCGGCGGAUUUGGCUAGGUUUUCCAAGGAUGAUUUUGAGGGGAACUACGGGCUUUGUGGAGGCCCGUUGGACUCCAAAUGUAGCCGGCUGAGUAAGAGAAAUCUAUCGGUUAUUGUGGCUGCUGGAGUGUUGGGUGCUGUAGGAUCCCUGAUCCUUGGGCUUGGUAUUUGGUGGUGGUUCUUGACUGGUUCAAGUAAGAAGAAGAAUAAAGAAGUUGAGGAGGGUAAAUGUGAUAGUGAUUGGGUUGAUAAAUUAAGAGCUCAUAGGUUAGUUCAAGUGACAUUGUUCCAGAAACCGAUUAAUAAGAUAAAGUUGAAUGAUAUAAUGGUGGCAACAAAUUGUUUUGAUAGUGGAAAUGUGUUGUUAUCUACCAGAACUGGGAUUUCUUAUAUGGCUAUGCUGCUUGAUGGAUCUGCAUUGGCGGUCAAAAGAUUGAGUGGUUGCAAGAUGAACGAGAAGCAGUUUAGGUCAGAAAUGAAUCGUUUAGGGCAGCUUAGGCACCCCAAUUUGGUACCUUUAUUGGGUUAUUGUUUGGUUGAGAAUGAGAAGCUUUUGGUGUAUAAGCAUAUGCCUAAUGGUAGCUUAUAUUCGGCUUUGCACGGGAGCCUUUGUACUGGUGUUAGGAACAAUAGAUAUGAGCUUGGUUGGCAAUCUAGGCUUAGGAUAGCUGUUGGUGCAGCAAGAGGGCUUGCUUGGCUGCAUCAUGGCUGCCAACCGCCCUAUUUGCAUCAAUACAUUAGCUCGAAUGUGAUUCUAGUGGACGAUGAUCUUGAUGCUAGGAUAACUGAUUUUGGCCUUGCCAGGCUCGUUAAAUCAGCUGACUCCAAUGAUGGUUCUUUUGUCAAUGGCGGUCUUGGGGAAUUCGGGUAUGUUGCUCCUGAAUACUCGAGCACUCUGGUUGCAUCGACAAAAGGAGAUGUCUAUAGUUUUGGGGUUGUGCUGCUGGAGCUGGUGAGUGGGCAGAAGCCUCUUGGAGCAGGCAAUGCACAGGAAGGGUUCAAGGGGAGCCUAGUGGAUUGGGUUAGUCAUCUCUUAGUCUCGGGCCGAAGUAGGGAUGCCAUAGACAAACACCUUGUUGGGGGAGGACAGGAAGAUGAAAUCAUGCAGGUUUUGAGGAUUGCUUGCUCCUGUGUAGCUCCAAGACCAAAGGAUAGGCCUUCUAUGUACACUGUUUACCAGUCCUUGAAGACCAUGGCUGACAAACAUGGUCUCUCUGAACAAUUUGAUCAUGAGUUUCCAAUGAACUUUGGAAAACAAGAUGACAAUCCAAAGGACUAGAUUGCUCCUGCAACCAAAGAUUAAGCAUCAUCAUAUUGUCUCUUAUCAGAUGAACCUCAAUUAUUAUGAUGCCAUGUUACCCAAACCUUUCUACUGCCAAGAGGUAAUUCUCCUUUCUAUUGUCCAUCAAAUUGUUGACUAUGUAUACUAGAAAAUCAAAAGCUCAAUGGCAUCCUGGCAUCUGGUUUCUUGACAGAAAUCUUGCCAUUUGCCAACAUUGCAAAAAAAAAAAAAAAAAGCAGCUUGCUGUAUUCAUCUUGAUGGCUUUGAGAUAAUUCACUUCAUGUUAAAAUAUUUUGGCUCUGCCAUUCA